UUUAUAGGGCCCUGACCGGGGGGGUGCGCGAGUCUUGCCGGGGGCGGGACUUCCGGCACGCGACCAUUGAGAUUCCCGCCGGCCCGAGCGUGUGCUGACUUGACUCUGACGCACACAGCCCAGCCAAGAUGAAGGUGAAGAUAAAGAGCUGGAAUGGUGUAGCCUCUUGGCUCUGGGUGGCCAAUGAUGAGAACUGUGGCAUCUGCCGGAUGGCCUUUAAUGGCUGCUGCCCAGACUGUAAGGUGCCUGGAGAUGACUGCCCCCUGGUGUGGGGCCAAUGCUCCCACUGUUUCCACAUGCAUUGCAUUCUCAAGUGGCUAAAUUCACAGCAAGUCCAGCAGCACUGUCCUAUGUGCCGGCAAGAGUGGAAAUUCAAGGAGUGACAGAGCCCCCCGCAGCCAGCAGAUCUACUUGGAUUUAAUGGACUGUUGUUAAAGUGUUUUGUUGGGAUUCAGCCCCUCUGUCCACACCCUGGAACAGCGAAUUAUUUGUACAGCAUCAUAUAUAUACCUGGCCCUUAUAGAGAACUUUAGCAGAUAAUUCUUGCCCCCAAAUAAUUGACUUGUCAUAGGCAAAAAGGAAGCCUGGGGCAGAUGGAGCAGUGGAGACAUGACUGGUGGUGCCUGUUAACCAUCUGUAUGAUGCAUGUUAACCUUUCCCACCAUGAUUCUGUUCCACAUGCUGUCAAAGUUUUCAGCAUUAUUAAUUGAUUCAUACUGGGCACAGUCAGUAUUUCAACUUUCUCUGUGCCCUUAAGUUCUACACAGCACGUGUGGGCCUCAGUAAAAAGCCAGGGGUUGGCCUGGGUACAUCUCAUGUUGUCUCUUUUAUGAUAAUGGCUUCUUUUGCCAUGCAGACAUGGGUCUGUGGGUUGGGUGCCUUCUUUAAAACACCCUGGACCUGAUUUUUUAAAGAGGUGCUUAUCCUUUGCAACUCAACCCAAAGGCUGGAGCUCAGAACUUUUGAAAAGCUGGC
Messenger RNA from Gopherus flavomarginatus (Mexican gopher tortoise), 975 nucleotides. RefSeq names its product anaphase promoting complex subunit 11 (gene ANAPC11). The record is from RefSeq and is a predicted model, not a curated record. The coding region runs from base 129 to 383 and encodes 84 amino acids. Gene Ontology annotation, molecular function: zinc ion binding; cullin family protein binding; ubiquitin protein ligase activity. Gene Ontology annotation, biological process: anaphase-promoting complex-dependent catabolic process; positive regulation of mitotic metaphase/anaphase transition; protein ubiquitination. The transcript is spliced from 3 exons. Lineage: Eukaryota; Metazoa; Chordata; Testudines; Testudinidae. Gene Ontology annotation, cellular component: nucleus; anaphase-promoting complex.